AUGGACAAAUUCUUCGCCGAAGUCGACAAAGCCGUCCCAGCCUCGAUCGACCUCCUCCGCGCUGCGGUCUCCAUCCCCUCCAUCUCCGCCGACCCCGCCAACCGCCCCGAUGUCGUCCGCAUGGCCGGUUUCCUAGCCGAGCAGCUCGAGAACCUCGGAUGUUCCACGGUCGAACAGAGGGCGUUGGGUAAACAACCCGAUAAGCCCGACCUCGACUUGCCCCCGAUCGUGUUGGCACAGUACGGAGAAGACGAGGGGAAAAAGACCAUUUUGGUGUAUGGGCAUUAUGACGUGCAACCUGCGCUCAAGGAUGAUGGAUGGAAUACUGAUCCGUUCACGCUCACGAUUGAUGAGGAGACGGGACGCAUGUACGGCCGUGGCUCGACCGAUGACAAAGGCCCCGUGCUCGGGUGGAUCUGUGCGCUCCAAGCAUACAAAAAAGCCGGAAUCGAAGUCCCUGUCAACAUCAAAUUCUGUCUCGAGGGAAUGGAGGAAUACGGAUCCGAAGGCCUCGACGACUUGAUUAGGGAGGAGAAAGAUAAGUUCUUCAAUGGUGUCGACGCAGUAUGUAUCUCCGACAACUACUGGCUCGGAACGACAAAGCCUUGUCUAACUUACGGCCUCCGCGGCGUCUCCUACUUCAACAUCACCAUCGCAGGCCCCGCAGCCGAUCUCCACUCCGGUGUCUUUGGCGGAACAGUCCACGAACCCCUCACCGAUCUCUCCCACAUCUUCGCAUCCCUCGUCCUACCCAACGGUACGAUCACGAUCCCAGGCAUCAUGGACCAAGUCGCGCCCCUGACCGACUCCGAACGCUCCCUCUACCAAAACCUCACAUUCUCCAUGCACGAGCUCGAGUCCGCGUUGGGAUCUCAGACCCAAAUCUGCGAAGGGGUGGAAGAGACGCUGAUGAGACGCUGGCGAUACCCCUCCCUCUCCCUCCACGGAAUCGAAGGUGCGUUUUCGGCCUCGGGUGCAAAAACGGUCAUUCCGGCAAAAGUACAGGGGAAAUUCAGUAUCCGUACCGUUCCGGAUAUGGAACCCGAUCACCUGACCAGUCUCGUCAAGAACCACGUCAACGCCGUUUUCGAGGGGUUGGGAUCGAAGAAUACUUGUAGUGUUACGUGUUUGCAUGAGGGUCGCCCCUGGGUCGCAUCACCCGACCACUGGAACUACCGCGCUGCCUCGACGGCUGUGCAAUCCGUCUUUGGGGUCUCUCCCGAUCUCACACGCGAAGGUGGUUCUAUCCCGGUGACAUUGACGUUCGAGCAAGAGUUGGGCGUAAACGUGUUGUUGCUUCCGAUGGGGAGGAAUGAUGAUGGUGCGCAUAGUGUGAAUGAGAAGUUGGAUCGGGGGAAUUAUGUUGAGGGGAUCAAGUUGUUGGGGGCGUAUUUGUGGGAGGUUGCACGUGUCGAGACUUGA
Saitoella complicata NRRL Y-17804 is the source of this 1422-nucleotide messenger RNA. RefSeq names its product putative glutamate carboxypeptidase. The coding region runs from base 1 to 1422 and encodes 473 amino acids. The record is from RefSeq and is a predicted model, not a curated record. The transcript has a single exon. Gene Ontology annotation, molecular function: metallodipeptidase activity. Lineage: Eukaryota; Fungi; Ascomycota; Saitoellomycetes; Saitoellales; Saitoellaceae. Gene Ontology annotation, biological process: proteolysis.